This is a messenger RNA of Morchella importuna, 681 nucleotides long. RefSeq lists its product as uncharacterized. The record is from RefSeq and is a predicted model, not a curated record. NCBI's taxonomy places the organism in Eukaryota, Fungi, Ascomycota, Pezizomycetes, Pezizales, Morchellaceae. The transcript has a single exon. Bases 1 to 681 code for a protein of 226 amino acids.
AUGUGCACCUGCUCCCAGCCCCUCGACUACGACUACCACCGCACCACCCGUACCCUCCCCAUCAUCGAAAAAUCCUACGACCGCCACUCCCACCCACACUACUCCACUGCCCCGCGCACAACCCGCUACCACGCCUCCCCCGACACCUACCGCGGCGCCACCGCCUACACCAGCACGAGCACCCGCAUCCCGCUCUCCAGCCGCAGGCGCUCCACCACGCCUCCACCCGUGCUGAUCCAAAGCACACCCAUGGGGCGGUCCGAGCUGUCCCCGCGCCUCAGCCCCGGCGGCCGCUACAGCCGCAGCAGCCGCAGCAGCCUCGACAGCCCCACGUCCAGCAUCCGCAGCGGCGAGAUGGGCUUCAACCAGCCGAUGGUGCUCCAGGCCGAUGGCCUCGGCCCCGUGAUCCACCAGGGCGUCCCGUCGUCGCACUACCAAGCGGCCCACAACACAGGCUAUGCGCCGCAUGUGCAUGCGGGAGGCGUGAGGGCGGCGGCGGGGCAGAGACGGUAUACGGUGAACCCGGGCGGCGACAGGUCGAGCUAUAUUGGGUAUCGGUCGGAUCAGGGGUCCGUGGGCAGUGAUGAUGGGUAUAUCAGUGGCGGGAGGCUGUAUACGAAUGAGGUGAGGAGGAGCUAUGGCGGACGGAGAGAGUCUACUCCUGUGAGGAGGUAUUCAUGA